Messenger RNA from Paramecium pentaurelia, 1742 nucleotides. NCBI's taxonomy places the organism in Eukaryota, Ciliophora, Oligohymenophorea, Peniculida, Parameciidae. The record is from the annotation of a GenBank genome assembly.
AUGUCUUUCGAAAGAAUGAGACAGAGUUUCAAAUCCUUCUUAGGUUUAAAUGCUAGUCCAUAAAUUGAUUAAUCAUCUUAAGUAUCCAUUCCUCAAGAACUUAAAUCUUCAAACUCAUAAUGCAUCAUCAAAAACAAAUUUGUUCAAAUUGAAAAAAAACAAGAACGUCUUAAUCCUUAUAAGAAAUCUCUUAUACGUUUAAAUGAAUAUUACAAAACUAUUGUCAAAGGAACUGAUUUCUCUAAAUGUCCAACCAUCCAAUAUUAAAUUAAUGAAGAUGAAGUAAUUUUGCAUUCUAUUAACUUUUCAAGAAACCUGCAAUUGAUCAUAAAACAUGUAACCCAAGAUGGAAGAGGGAAGAUUAAUCUUAAGAUUGCUCAUCAUAUAGAUGGAGUUCAUAUAAUGAAUUCCCUAAUCCAACUAUAUAUAAAAUUUAAUCUAAACCAACUAAAAAUUAAGUUUAUGAUCCCUCAAUACUCUCCUAAUCAAGAGAAAAAUAGGCAUCAAUCAACUUUUAAAAGAAAUAAUUUCUAUCUUAUUUAGAAGAUAAACCUAUUAGUGUAAUUAAUGAGAUUCAUCCAAUUGAAGACAAAAAGAAAAAGUCAUCAUAAAUUUCAAUUAGAAGAGCUGAGAGUUUCCUCUUUGAUGAUCAAGAAGAACCUAUAUAUGAAAAAGGAAGAUAGGCUGUUUAAAAAUCAGAUAACACAAUUAAACCAAAUGAGGAAGAUAAUCAAAGUGCAUCUGAAAAUAUUGUAAUAAAGAAAUAACCAUUAUCAAAAUUUUGUUAAAUAAAAAAAUAAGAAUUUGAAUUUAAUCCAAAAAUUGAAACACCUAAUUCUUCAAUCCUAAAUAAAGAAGAAUAAUAAAAACCAUUAAUUCAAUAAUAAUAAAAUAUAAUUAAAAUUCCAGAUGAAUAAAUAUAAUAAUAAUAAGAACCUAUUUAAUAAAAAUAAUAAGAACCACCUAUAGAAGUUAAAUAAGAACCUAUCAUUCAAUAAAAAACAGAACCAUUACCAUAAUCAUUACCAUUAACAUAAUAAUCUGUCAUAGAAGUUAAUCCCUUUACUUCUAAUAUAGAAAGUCCUCUAUUUAGUGCACCUUGGAUAACUAAUUAAUAACCCAUUAUAUCUUAAAAUUAAUCAACAUUUAAUCUAUUUCAAUCAUAACCAAUAUAAAAUUAAUUUCAAACUCCUUUUAUUACAUAAUAACCAUAAUAAUAACCUGUUUUCCCAUUUUAAAAUUAAACACAACCAUAAUAAAGUGUAUUUACUAAUGAAAACUUUUUCUCUUAAUAAAUUUAACCAUCCUCAAAUCAAUUUAUGAAUAAUUAAAUUAGUUAGAAUGUCUUUAAUUAAAACAAUUCAUUCUAAACUUAAUCACCAUUUACAUAAAAUCAACCCUUUUAAUAAAGUUAAUCAUAUUCUAAUGAUUUAUUUGGAUUGAAUCAAUCAAAAACUAUUAAUAAUAAUAAUAAUAAUUUCUUAUUUUAAACUAAUUCUUUGGGAGGAGGAUCAUUUUCAGCUGAUGAUUAAAAUAAACCACGUACCAUUGAUUUAUUUUCAGCAUAACCAGCUCAAAAUUCAUAAACAUCUAUGAUGACAAGUCAGGCUCCAGCUAAUUUAUUUGCUUUAGAUCAAAAUAGUCAAGCAUAACCACAAACUAAUAAAGAAUCUGAUAGAUAUAAAAACAAAUUUAAAUAAAAUACUGUUAAAUAUAAUACUGCUGCAUAAAGAAUGGAAUGA